AUGGGUCUUCCGCGCGAGGCUCCGCGCGGGGGCCCGGACAACGCGCGCAACGCCUUCCGCGGAGUGCGCCAGCGCAAGUGGGGCUCCUGGGUGGCGGAAAUCCCUCACCCGCGCCUCAGAACGCGCGUCUGGCUCGGAUCCUUCCGCACGGCGGAAGCUGCUGCACGGGCGUACGACCGCGCUGCCCUCAAGCUCAUGGGUCCAACCGCUGUUUUCAACUUCCCACAACCUCAGGCUUCUCCAGACGGCCUUGCACUGGGGCCUGAAGCUGCUCCUGAAGCUGCCCCUGCUACUGCCCCUGCUGCUGCCCCUGGUACUGCUGAAGUCGCUGCCCCUGAACAGGCCGAAGCACAUCUCCUGACCGAAGCACAGAGCGGCCCAGACAGAAAUCAAGGGGACCUCUGCAGCAAGACAAGAGUUCCUCACGUUGCUGAGAGUGAGACAAUCAGGGCCCUCACUCCACCCGUCGUCUCCCCGCUAACCAAUUCAAGCGCAGCAGCAGGCGUUUCGGCGUCGCCUCUGCCUGCCGUGACAAACUUCGCUUCCCGUCUUUCCUUGUCUGCAUGCCCCUUUAGUCCUGCAGCUGCUGACCCAACAGUUGGCACCCACACGAACUUCCCUGCUCUCACUGCGGUUGAGAGCGGUUCUAGAACUCCUGCUGCUGCUACUCCCACUACCCGUACCUGUGCCGGUGUCUCGGAGGGGCACGUGAGAGCACAGAUGCUGCAUCGGUUGCUGUCUCCUUCGCGAGACAACAGGAGGCCGCAGAUGCUCACUCACGCAGAAGCCAGUGCAGUCGGCGCCACCACUGUCGUUGACGCUUGCCCAAUCACUGCUGUUGGGAAUAGGCUGCCAUCCCUGCCUAGACAUGUGCCAACCCUGCUGAGCCAUCAGCCAACCCUGCCUGGCCAUGUGUCGGCAUCUGUUGGGAUGCUGGUGGCUCUGGAACCAUUCCCUCCUCAGAACCGCAAUGCAAGCCUUCACUCUGCCACCGCUGCUACCAGCAAUACUGAUGUUUCGAGAAAGAGAUCAUGGCAGCAGGCUGAGAUGCCGAUACAGUCACACCAGUCUGUUCGUACAGUCACACCAAUGGAUGGGCAGCUGAAGGCGCUUCUGCUGGAGUUGGAGGGGGAGGAGGAGAGUAGGGUAAGUGAGGCAUCGUGGGCUGAGCGAUCUAAGCAGGUUGAGACGCUGCUGUUGGAGCUUGAAGAGGAGGAGAGAAGGGUGAAGACGAGGGCCUGGGAUGGGCAACCAGAGCAGGAUCGGACGGUGCUGCCUGGAUUGAACAGCCCUCAGCAAAUGCAGUAUGUGGUGCAUGCAGCGUUGGAGCCAGUGGCGUCUUUUCCUCAGAUGCACUCAGUGCAGCAUGUUCACAUGCUAGCUCUUCAGCACCCAGCACAGCAUGCCUAUGUGCCAGCUCAGAAGCACCCAGCAACGCCUGUUCACGUGCCAGGUCAGCAGCAGUCACACAUGGGUGCCCUGCUGGACUCUCUGCUGCAGCAGCUGGAGGCAACACAGGAGUAUGAGAUGAUGCUGCUGGCCCAGGCAAUAGAAGCACAGAGGAGGGAGGAAGAGCGAGUUUCUGUUCUUCACCCUCUGGAUUCGCCCGCGCUGCCCCGGUUUCAGCCGGUUUUGCUGCCUCCUUACGCAUCACCUCUUGCGUCUUCUCAUCAGCAGUCCGUGAAACCACUAGCGUCACACAAUAAUGUUGCUUCUUUGGAGCCCCACACUCCUACGCAAUCUCAUUUUCCAUCGAUGGGACGCAUAGGUUCACAUAGUGCGAGUGUUGAAGAUUUCGAGCUGGAUUUUCUGGCCGACAUAAUGAAUACAUGGAGUUGA
Messenger RNA from Closterium sp. Yama58-4, 1839 nucleotides. Lineage: Eukaryota; Viridiplantae; Streptophyta; Zygnematophyceae; Desmidiales; Closteriaceae. The record is from the annotation of a GenBank genome assembly.